AUGUCGAAAAGGGGUGGCGCCAUUACCGACCAGAUGGUCAAGCUGAUCGUCGGCGCCGGCCAGGCUAGUCCCAGUCCGCCCGUCGGUCCAGCCCUCGGUAGUAAGGGUGUCAAGUCUAUGGAUUUCUGCAAGGAGUUCAACGCGCGGACGGCACACAUCAUCGCUGGCACGCCCAUGCCUUGCCGCGUCACCGUCCGACCCGACCGAUCGUUCCACUUUGAGAUCCGCACACCGCAGACGUCGUGGAUGCUCAAGAACGUCGUCGACGCGCCCAAGGGGAAGAAGGGCCGCAAGGGCGCCAGCAGACCCGGACACGAGACGGUGGGGACCAUCAGCCUCAAGCACGUGUACGAGGUGGCCAAGAUCAAGCAGUCCGAGAUGCGGCUGGCGGGACUGCCGCUCAAGGGAAUCUGCAGGGCCGUGAUUCACCAGUGUCGAUCCAUGGGAAUCAAUGUCGUGGCAUGA
Molecule: messenger RNA, 465 nt
Organism: Geosmithia morbida
Lineage: Eukaryota; Fungi; Ascomycota; Sordariomycetes; Hypocreales; Bionectriaceae
Product: large subunit ribosomal protein L11
Exons: 2
Coding region: 1-465 (154 amino acids)
Biological process (GO): translation
Cellular component (GO): mitochondrial large ribosomal subunit; ribosome
Molecular function (GO): structural constituent of ribosome; large ribosomal subunit rRNA binding
Source: RefSeq, a predicted model, not a curated record